GCCAUCUUAGCGGCCGAGCCCGGCGCUGCCGCCGGGCAGCCUCGCCCGGCCCGGCCCCGGCCCCGGUCCCGGCCUGGCCCCGGGCCGCCUGCCGAGCCGGCGGAGGUAAUCCAUGGUGAAGAGGCCCCAUUCAUACAGAUGAACAAAGGGUUGAGGCAGCACUUUCAACCCAGAUAGUCAGUCGGCUAACUGCCCAGCAGGAUGCCAUCAACCAGCCGAGCGGGCAGCCUGAAGGACCCAGAAAUUGCAGAGCUCUUCUUCAAAGAAGAUCCAGAAAAACUCUUCACAGAUCUCCGAGAGAUUGGCCAUGGAAGCUUUGGAGCAGUUUAUUUUGCACGUGAUGUGCGCACCAAUGAAGUGGUGGCCAUCAAGAAAAUGUCAUAUAGUGGGAAGCAAUCCAAUGAGAAAUGGCAGGAUAUUAUUAAGGAAGUCAAGUUCCUACAAAGAAUAAAACAUCCUAACAGUAUAGAAUACAAAGGCUGCUAUUUGCGUGAGCAUACAGCAUGGCUUGUUAUGGAAUAUUGUUUAGGAUCGGCAUCAGACUUACUAGAAGUUCAUAAAAAGCCAUUGCAAGAGGUGGAAAUAGCAGCAAUUACCCAUGGUGCUCUCCAGGGACUAGCAUACUUGCAUUCUCACAAUAUGAUCCAUAGAGAUAUCAAGGCAGGAAAUAUCCUGCUGACAGAGCCAGGCCAGGUGAAGCUUGCUGACUUUGGAUCUGCUUCCAUAGCAUCUCCUGCCAAUUCAUUUGUGGGGACGCCAUAUUGGAUGGCCCCAGAAGUAAUUUUAGCCAUGGAUGAAGGGCAGUAUGAUGGCAAAGUAGAUGUUUGGUCUCUUGGAAUAACAUGUAUUGAGUUAGCGGAAAGGAAGCCUCCUUUGUUUAAUAUGAACGCAAUGAGUGCCUUAUAUCACAUAGCACAGAAUGAAUCCCCUACACUACAGUCUAAUGAAUGGUCUGAUUAUUUUCGAAACUUCGUAGAUUCUUGCCUCCAGAAAAUUCCUCAAGACAGGCCUACAUCAGAGGAGCUUCUGAAGCACAUGUUUGUUCUUCGGGAACGGCCUGAAACAGUGUUAAUAGACCUGAUUCAGAGAACAAAGGAUGCAGUGAGAGAACUGGACAAUCUGCAGUAUCGCAAAAUGAAGAAACUCCUUUUCCAGGAGGCACACAAUGGGCCUGCAGUAGAAGCACAGGAAGAGGAGGAGGAGCAAGACCAUGGCGUUGGCAGGACAGGAACAGUGAACAGUGUCGGAAGUAAUCAGUCCAUUCCCAGUAUGUCCAUCAGUGCCAGUAGCCAAAGCAGUAGUGUUAACAGUCUUCCAGAUGCCUCAGAUGACAAGAGUGAGCUAGACAUGAUGGAAGGGGACCACACCGUGAUGUCAAAUAGCUCUGUCAUCCACUUAAAGCCUGAGGAAGAAAAUUACAGAGAAGAGUCUGAUUCUAGAACAAGGACAUCAGAACCACAGUCUCCACCCCAAGUAUCUCGCCACAAGCCACAUUACCGCAACCGAGAGCACUUUGCUACUAUACGCACAGCAUCACUGGUGACAAGGCAAAUGCAGGAACAUGAACAAGACUCUGAGCUCCGAGAACAGAUGUCUGGCUAUAAACGCAUGAGACGGCAGCACCAGAAACAGCUGAUGGCACUGGAGAACAAACUGAAGGCAGAGAUGGAUGAGCAUCGCCUCAGGUUGGACAAAGAUCUUGAAACGCAGCGAAACAACUUUGCUGCAGAAAUGGAAAAGCUAAUUAAAAAACACCAAGCAGCCAUGGAGAAGGAGGCUAAAGUGAUGGCCAAUGAAGAAAAGAAAUUUCAACAACAUAUUCAAGCCCAGCAAAAGAAAGAACUGAACAGCUUCCUGGAGUCCCAGAAAAGAGAAUACAAGCUCCGUAAAGAACAGCUCAAAGAGGAGCUGAAUGAAAACCAGAGCACUCCAAAGAAGGAGAAGCAGGAGUGGCUCUCCAAACAGAAGGAGAACAUUCAGCAUUUCCAGGCAGAGGAGGAGGCCAACUUGCUGCGGCGCCAGAGACAGUAUUUGGAGCUGGAGUGCCGGCGCUUUAAGAGAAGAAUGCUUCUUGGGCGCCAUAACCUGGAACAGGACUUAGUUCGGGAGGAGUUAAAUAAAAGGCAGACGCAGAAGGAUCUGGAGCACGCCAUGUUGCUGCGACAGCAUGAGUCUAUGCAGGAACUGGAGUUCCGCCACCUCAGUACCAUCCAGAAGAUGCGCUGCGAGCUGAUCAGGCUUCAGCACCAAACCGAGCUCACAAACCAGCUGGAAUACAACAAGCGACGAGAGCGUGAGCUAAGGCGUAAGCAUGUCAUGGAAGUUCGACAGCAGCCUAAGAGUCUGAAGUCUAAAGAACUACAAAUAAAGAAGCAGUUCCAGGACACAUGCAAGAUCCAAACCAGACAGUACAAAGCACUGCGAAACCACCUGCUGGAGACCACACCAAAGAGUGAACACAAAGCUGUCCUGAAACGGCUCAAAGAAGAGCAGACCCGGAAACUGGCCAUCCUAGCUGAGCAGUAUGAUCACAGCAUCAAUGAAAUGCUCUCAACACAAGCUCUGCGUUUGGAUGAGGCACAGGAAGCAGAGUGCCAGGUUUUGAAGAUGCAGCUGCAGCAGGAACUGGAGCUGCUGAAUGCGUAUCAGAGUAAAAUCAAGAUGCAGGCUGAGGCCCAGCAUGAUCGGGAGUUGCGUGAACUGGAACAGAGGGUGUCCCUUCGCAGGGCCCUCCUGGAGCAGAAGAUUGAGGAGGAGAUGCUGGCAUUGCAGAAUGAGCGCACCGAACGGAUACGAAGCCUGCUGGAGCGUCAAGCCCGCGAGAUCGAAGCCUUUGAUUCAGAAAGCAUGAGGCUAGGUUUCAGUAACAUGGUUCUGUCUAAUCUCUCCCCCGAGGCGUUCAGCCACAGCUACCCGGGAGCUUCUGGCUGGUCCCACAAUCCUACUGGGGGUGCCGGACCUCACUGGGGUCAUCCCAUGGGUGGCCCACCACAAGCUUGGGGCCAUCCAAUGCAAGGUGGACCCCAGCCAUGGGGUCACCCCUCAGGGCCCAUGCAAGGGGUACCUCGAGGUAGUGCUAUAGGGGUCCGCAACAGCCCCCAGGCUCUGAGGCGGACUGCUUCUGGGGGACGGACGGAGCAGGGCAUGAGCAGGAGCACAAGUGUUACUUCACAAAUAUCCAAUGGUUCACACAUGUCUUAUACAUAACUUAAACAAGAACUGAAGGUGGCAAUUCCACUGGAGCUGUCUGCCAACAGAAACUGCCUACAGAUACGUCCCAGCAGCCUCCUCAGUGUGGGACUGCAGUGUGAUGCUGGGUGAACAUGGAGUAUUGUAUUCAUUUUGUAAAGCACUCUGUUUUGUGUUUACUAACUGGGAUGUCAUAGUAUUUGGCUGCAGGGUUUGGUUUUUUAAUUUUGAUGUUUUGGGGGGGGGACUGGGGAGGGGAUCUAAGACAUAUAUGCAACUAGUCAGAGAAGUUGGCUGUCGGAUAUGGCAUUAAAGCUGCACAGGGGCCUCAGACUGCUUUCAUCACCCCAUCCCUACAGAGCGGUGGGAAGAGUUCAAACCUUCGCUAAUGUCCAAAAACCUUAACAGCCGCCUGAGCAGACCAGGGGGCUGAAAUAAGUCACUAUCUGGUGAAGGAGCAGCUGUAUUUUCUCCCCAUUGUUUAUCAUGAAAUUGGCCACAUUUCUAGGUGUAGCCUCAGGAGGAGGGGGAUUAAAGGAACCGUAGGUGAGGUAGAUGGGCAAGAGGAAAGGCUUUGCCUGCUGAGAUGAGAGGGAUCAACACAGACCCUUGCCACCCAGGUGCACGCUCUCUAUUGCACUAAGAGGUGAGCCUUCUCCGAGGGCAUAGGGCAGCUUCCUGGGCACCACAUUGGUAGAUGUGUGUGCAGGGGGAGGGCUGGAAAUGUUUACAAUCCAGCCUAGCAUCUUUGCACUCCCCUAGCUGUGCUGGUGGCAGGGGUGUCGUCGUGCUUUGGAGGAGGUUGAGAAGAAGAGCAUAAAUAAUGCACUUGUAUGGCUAAUACUGUGACAUCUCACCUUAGCUAAGCAUUAGAAUAAUUCCUGGAGCCCUAAAUAGUUCUUUUGCUCUGUUCUUCAGAAACCUUGGACUUCUAGCCAAUCAAUCUGAAAUGCCAGAGGUAUUUUGAAAGAUGCCAUAGUCACAAAAUGCCAUUGAUCGGGGUUUUCAUUACUACACUACAUACACCAAUUUAUUACCUUUUGGCUUGUUGCAAUUUCCUGUUUACAUGUCGAGUGUAGCCAACUGUUUAAAUGUUUAGUUGCCAUAGUGUACCAGGAGGAGCUGAGCCAAUGACUCUUUACCAGCUACAUCACCACUCUGAGCCAAUGACUCUACUAACCUACAUCACCACUGUAGAUCUUGCUGCAUGUCAGGCUCCUUUCUAUUAUUUUGGUUGCCGCAGUACUUUACAACUUUACAGGCCAUUGAGACCUUGUGAUCAUUUGGCAGCAUGUCACACCACGUGUAGGAAGCACUAUUUCCAGACGGCUCUUAUCAGAGCUGCUGUACUACUGAAAGGGAGCAAAAGAGGUUGGGAAGUAAAUUUAAAAAAUUUAAAUUAAAAAGGUCAGGGAGUCUGAAAAUAAAUGGAAUGACUUUUGUGGCUACGUCUCGAUCCUUAAUGCUGGAAGUGGGAGGUGUCGUGAAAGCCGAGUCCCAAUGGUGGGGAGUUCUGGGCAGGUCAGCACCAUGAGAUUCAGAUGAGAGCAGGUAGAUUAAGCUUGGUUUGAGGUAAAGAUUUUCUUCCUGGGGACUGACCAGCCAGAGUUCUUUGUAAAUGACUUUCCUUGCACACUAAUCAUCUUGAAGAAAACACUAGCUGCUAACUCUAGGAUUUGCCUUUAACAUGUUUAUAGGGCUCAAAAGCAAGGUUUUCAGAAUGUGUUUGUCAUGUGACAUAUUUAUAUAGAAAUACUCCAGUGUCUCGCUGCUGUUCAGUUUUCUCAACAGUGUGACAUUCUUUUGUUAACUAAAUUAAAAUCCACUCCAGAUCCUUAACUCUUAGCCAGUGUCUGGUGAAUCCAAACUUCAGGAUUUCCAGUGUCUUGGUGUAUCAUAUCACUUGGAACAAAGAUGGACACUAUACCAAAAUACGUUUGAUUAACUCUUUGGCAGGGCCUGGUAGUAUUAAGUGAACGCAGAAGUUUGGGAUGAGGUGGUGGAGCCACUGGGGAAUAUUCCCGUUGGUUACCCUGUAGGACAGGUAUGUUUGGGACAAAGAUGAACUCUCUGACCCGCUAUUCCUUUUGAAAAACAUCUCUGUGUGGGAUGGAUGUUUUCUCUUCUAGCUGUUCUUUUGCAUUAAAACAUGCAAAUGAAAUUAAGGAAAAUCACUUUCAUUUUCCUGUUUUAAGAAAAAAAAAUCAAAAGCCAAAACCCUCUAUUGGAUCUUACCACCUUGGUGUGGAGGGUAUAUCCAGAGCAUGGUGCUAAUAUGCAAUGUUUAGGAGUUCUCACCUCCUCAGAAUCCCAGACAGCAGCAGUGAUCGGCACUCUACUUCAAAAUUCAGGGGGUUCAUUCUUUUGCUUCUGUUAUGGUUUGAAUUUGGCCAAAAUCUCUGGCUUAAAUUGAGCUACUUCAAGAAGAGUUCCCUCAAACCGCUAUUUGUGUAAUGUAAAGCAUGACUAAAUGCUGGACCCAAAUGAUGUCUAUCCCAUAUUGGCUUUUUUGUAUCCAAAAGAAUUGUGUAGUAACCAUUUUUACAUGUAUAUCAUGUGGAGACCUGGACUAUUCCAAUGAGUUAAUAUUUUAAUUAAAAUAGUUUGCAAAAACUGAUUCAGAUCAA
Molecule: messenger RNA, 5816 nt
Organism: Mauremys reevesii (Reeves's turtle)
Lineage: Eukaryota; Metazoa; Chordata; Testudines; Geoemydidae
Gene: TAOK1
Product: TAO kinase 1
Exons: 20
Coding region: 202-3207 (1001 amino acids)
Biological process (GO): protein phosphorylation; execution phase of apoptosis
Molecular function (GO): ATP binding; protein kinase activity
Source: RefSeq, a predicted model, not a curated record